Messenger RNA from Cuculus canorus (common cuckoo), 2613 nucleotides. It is a transcript of the gene ITPRIPL2, whose product is annotated as ITPRIP like 2. Bases 1 to 1710 code for a protein of 569 amino acids. The record is from RefSeq and is a predicted model, not a curated record. The transcript has 3 exons. NCBI's taxonomy places the organism in Eukaryota, Metazoa, Chordata, Aves, Cuculiformes, Cuculidae.
AUGAACCAGCUUGUUGUAAAGGCAGCUGGGCUUGAUCUGUCUCCCUUAGGUCGAGCGCAGGACGCGGUUGCUUUCCGGGCUGCGGGCGCAACUCGCACCGCGCUCCCCCGGUGCCCCGGGAAGGCCCCGCCCCACCCCCGCCCCGGCCCCGCCCCCGGCGGGACGCGCGGCAUUUCCUGCGGGCGGCGGCAGGACGCGGCGCUGGCCGGGGCGGGGGGCGGCGGCGGCGGCCGGGGGGGGCGCGGGGGCGCCUCGCCCGGGCGGCGGGCGCUGUGGCCGGUGCUGACGGGGCUGUGCGCGGCGCUGCUCUGCCUGUGCCAGGCGCUGCGCGGCGCGGAGGGCGCGGCGGAGGCGGGCUCGGCGCUGCUGCUGCUGGGCUGCCUGCUGGCGCGGUGCUGCGCCGAGGCGCGGGGCGGCGGCGGCGGCGGCGGCGGGGGGGCAACGGACGACCCCGCGUCGGGGGAGGCGGGGUCGCUGCGCGGCGCGCUGGAGCGCUUCCACGCGCGGGAGCUGCGCGUGUCGCCGCACGUGCUGGGGCACAGCAAGGCGCACGUGGGGCGCGUGGUGGCCGAGCUGGUGCGCGCCGCGAAGGCGCAGGGGCUGCGCCCGGGGCCGCUGGCGCUCAGCCUGCGCGGGGACUUCGUGCGCGUGGGCAGCGCCUACGAGCAGCACGCGGUGCGCGGCCCCGAGCGCUUCGACGUGCUGGUGCCGCUGCGGCUGCCGCCGCCGCUGGAGCCGCGCGGGGCGCAGGGGGGCGCGGGCGCCUUCGCGUGCUCGCUGCGGGCGCGGGCGGGCGCGGAGCCGCGGGGCCGCGGGCAGCUCUCGGCCGCGCUGGUGCUGCGCUGGUUCCGCGGGCACGUGCGGCGCUGCCUGGGCGCCGUGCGCUACCGCCUGCGCGACAGCUGCCGCGUCAGCCUGUCGGCGGCGCCGGGCCGGCCGCCCACGCUGCACAUCGCGCCGCGCUCCGACUACGUGUGCUGCCACGUGGCCAUGGCCGUGCGCCUCGUGCCCGCCGUCCCGCUGGGCGACGCGCUCUACCUCACCGCCCCGCCGCCGCGCGGGCCCGCCGCCCUCUGGGGCCUCGACGCCUCGAGGCAGGAGCAGCGGCUGCUGGGCUGGGUGAAGGAGCGCGCCCCGGCCGCCGCCUGCCACCUCAAGUGCCUGCAGAUCCUCAAGGGGCUGCGCGACCUGCGGCGGCGCGGCCUGGACGAGCCGCUGGGCUCCCAGUGGGGCCGCGUGCUCUCCUCCUACGUGCUGAAGACGGCCGUCCUGUCCCUGCUGCUGCGCGGCCCCUUGGGCGGCUGGGACGAGCGGUUCCUGGUGGAGCGGCUGGAGGAGCUGGUGCUGUACCUCAGGGACUGCCUGCGCAAGCGGGUGCUGAUGCAUCUCUUCCUGGGGAACGUCAGCCUCCCCGAGGCGGUGGCGGUGCCCAGGUUCCUCAGGGAAGCCACCCCGGUCAACCUGUUGGCCGCCUUCGACGGGGUCACGCUGGACUUGGUCGCCUUCCAGUUGGUCGACACCUGGUUCCAGGCGCCGCGCAUCAUCCGGAUGUACAGCAGUCCCCGGUACUGGCGACCGGCACCCGUCCCGUGCCGGCACGUCACCGAGGCCGAGCAGGACGCGUUGAGAGAGCGAGGCAGCGGCUGGGCGAGCCGGCGGCUGGGUGAGCCUGCCAAAGCAGCGCCAUCCCAGCCCGCCAGUCCAUCGUAAGCCAUCGUCUGCCUGAGGAAGGUGGGAUCCCGUUAAACGUGGUUGUGUGGUUUGGUCCCUGACCUAAGAAAACCGGGAAACCAGAGCCCGAGACUUAAUGAAGUGGGAGUUCUUGGGUUUUAGUCUCGAACUCUUGGGUUUUAAACUCAUUGGUUGCUCGUGGGAAAAUUGUGAGAUUUCUGGGAAAUGCCUUAGUCGAGAAGCGUUGUGUUCGUUCAACUUCACAAACCUAACUUUGAGGCACAAACUGACAUUUCUGGAAAUCUAUGUUAACUUCUUGUCUUAGUGGCAAAAUGGAUCUUUUUUUGAGAUUUGCUUUUUACAAUGCAAAAUCCAUUUGGGAUUUAAACAUCCUGUAAAUGCAAACAAUCCCUCUGCUCCGAUGUACCGAGAUGCUCUUCAGAUGCGAUGAGCGUGAGAGCACGGGUGUUGAUCACAGUUUGAAAUGCUUUUUUGACACUCUUCAAAUUUCCUGUGUAAUGGAAUACGUUGUGUUCAGUAGAAACGUAAUGUGCAUAUUAAUGUAAAAUUGAGGGAAGAAGCAAAACUUCUCUGACAACAGCAUGAAGAAUCUCGUACUUUUCUGUGUUCAAGCAAAGGUUAUACUGAAGGAUUGAUGUAGAUAAAAGGAAACAAAUAGCACUUUAUUUUUGCAAGGGCCUUCUUUUUAUUAUAAUUGGCUGCACUAAAUACUUGCCAUGGAGGAGGCAUUAAUAUUUUGUUAGAGGAUUGGUUGAAUCAUUCUGAGGAACCUUUUUUUAGGAAAUAUUCUGAGGUUGGUUUGUCGGUUCUUGUAGAGUUUUUUUUUUCCUGGCUUUGAGUAUUAUUUUCUUAGAAUUUGCUUUACCUCAAGGACCAACAACAAAACUAAGAAGUUUUGCAUGUUUCUUUUUUUUUUUUUUU